AUGACCAUCUCCUACUCGGGCAAUUUCUUCCAGGUGCUAACGCGAUGGAGGGGAUCAAUUUGGAAAGCGGUUUGGAGGGAACUUCUUAUUUAUCUUGUCAUGUAUUAUGCCAUUAGAGUCUGGUACAGGAUCGGAAUCGAUUUGAUCUUCGGCGAUCAUGCCGCUCAUAUGAAACAUGAAUUCGGUGAGUUGUGUCAUAUGUUUUACGAAUACACUCAUGCGAUUCCAUUGACUUUCCUGCUUGGUUUCUACGUGCACAAUGUGGUUGACAGAUGGUGGCAUCAAUUCAAAUGCCUUAAAUGGCCUGAAGAUAUUAUGGCUCCACUUUGCGUCGUUAUCCCGAAGACUGAUGAAAGGAGUCAAAAGAGAAGGCAUACUAUUGCUCGAUAUGUCAAUUUGUCGGCUGCAUUGGCUUGGAGAGACGUUUCCCCAAAGCUUCGUCAUCGUUUCCCAACGGUGAUUGAUUUGGUGAAAGCGGGAUUGAUGACAGAAGAAGAGUACAAUAUUAUUGAAGAGAAACAUGCUGAUGUGCCAAGCGUUCGCUGGCUGACCCCACUCCACUGGGCACAACAGAUCAUGGAGGAUGAGGACAAGGACAACAAGCCAAACGCUCAUCACGUGCACACUUUCUAUCACGAAUUGGCGGCUCUUCGUGAAUCACUGCGCGAGCUCUAUUGCUUCGAUUGGGUUUGCGUGCCAUUGGUGUACACACAGGUAACUUCUCUAGCCACUUACGCUUAUUUCUUCCUAUGUUUGUUUGGAGAUCAAUUCGUUGAGGGAAAGGAUCUCGACCUUGUGAUUCCCGUGAUUUCCGUCAUCAAGUUCAUCUUCUUCAUCGGAUGGUAUAAAGUUGGACAAGAUUUGAUGAGACCAUUCGGAUUAGACGAUGACGACAUCGAGUUAUCCUAUAUUUUGGACAGAAACGUGGCGACGAGCUUUGGAAUUGUGUCGAGACUUCAGAAUGAGAAAUAUCCUGACUUGGACAAGAACACGGAUAUUAUCUGGAACGCGAGACCGAUCGUCCAAUUGGGUUCAACAGGCACAACAAGUUCAAAGCGACAUCGACACAAUAGACCCGAGCUACAUGCGGUUGUCAACAUUGACGGAGAUGUGAAACCGACGUAUUUACAAAAUUUGGUCACGAAUUUCCGCCGAAGAGAGGCCAGAAAUCUCGCCUGG
This is a messenger RNA of Mesorhabditis belari, 1179 nucleotides long. The record is from the annotation of a GenBank genome assembly. Lineage: Eukaryota; Metazoa; Nematoda; Chromadorea; Rhabditida; Rhabditidae.